AUGUUCGACACUCCAAUCUACGACGCAAAGGCCAUUCGUGAGAUGCAAGAGAUCCUCCCGGGUCUGUUCCUCAGCGGAUCAAGACCUUCAGAGUCGCGGGAGUGUCUUAAUGAAAAAGGGAUCACCCAUAUUCUUCAGAUCACAGAUAUCAAUACCCCUCGGUUCCCAGGCGAGUUCAUCUACAAGAUCAUUGCGGUACCGGAUAUGGACGAAACCAACCUCAUCAAGCAUUUCCCAGAUACUCAUAAAUUCAUCGAUGGAUCGCUCGGAAAGGGAGGCAAGGUCCUAGUGCAUUGUAUGGCAGGAGCAUCUAGAAGUGUAACGAUUGUGUGUGCGUACCUGAUGAGGACUAAGAACGUAUCUGCCGCAGAAGCACUAGCUGUUGUUCAGGCUCUAAGGCCCAUUGCAGGACCGAAUGAUGGAUUCAUGACCCAGUUGAAUCUCUAUAGCGACAUUGAAUUUGACGUCAACACAAACAGGACAGAGUACCGUCGCUUCUUAAUCGCCUCUAUGGCCGCACAGCGAGAGAUGUUCGGAUACAUUGAUGAUAUGACAUUGGCUGCAGAUCCCCUGGCUGCAAGGUCACAACCUUCCGCAGCAACAUCAUCAUCAUCAUCAUCAGCAGCAGUAGUAGCAGCAGCAUCGACUCUACCGCAACAUCCUCUCAAAUGCAAAAAAUGUCGUCGCGCACUCGCCGCCCGCGAUAAUGUCAUUUCGCACACCCCAGGUCAGGGUCAGAACGCAUUCGAGUAUCGGAAAAGGGAUGCGACCCUCCAUUUGUCCCAGGCGAUCCAGUCUGAUAUUUCGACCAUCCAACCACAGUCCUCUAUCAUCUGCCAGUCCCAUUUCAUUGAGCCCGUCGAGUGGAUCCAGGGACUUCACGGACUCAAUGGCAAGAUCGCCUGUCCCAAAUGUGACUCCAAGCUAGGAACCUUCAACUGGUCGGGCGAGCAAUGCUCCUGCGGAACAUGGGUCACCCCUGCAUUCAUGUUGCACAAAGGAAAAGUCGAUGGUUGA
Molecule: messenger RNA, 1017 nt
Organism: Gamsiella multidivaricata
Lineage: Eukaryota; Fungi; Mortierellomycota; Mortierellomycetes; Mortierellales; Mortierellaceae
Product: protein-tyrosine phosphatase-like protein
Exons: 5
Coding region: 1-1017 (338 amino acids)
Biological process (GO): protein dephosphorylation
Cellular component (GO): nucleus
Molecular function (GO): protein tyrosine/serine/threonine phosphatase activity
Source: RefSeq, a predicted model, not a curated record